This is a messenger RNA of Symphalangus syndactylus (siamang), 3087 nucleotides long. It is a transcript of the gene CRYM, whose product is annotated as crystallin mu. The record is from RefSeq and is a predicted model, not a curated record. Lineage: Eukaryota; Metazoa; Chordata; Mammalia; Primates; Hylobatidae. Gene Ontology annotation, biological process: thyroid hormone metabolic process. Gene Ontology annotation, cellular component: cytoplasm. Gene Ontology annotation, molecular function: thyroid hormone binding.
CUAGGAUUACAGGUAUGAACUAUCAUGCCAGGGCUAUAUCUCUGUGCUUUCUAAACCCAAUAAAUGUUAUGUAAUAAUAAUGCUAACAACACAUAUGAUGGGCCAGAAACAUUUCUAUAAGCCCAGCAGCUCUGGGCAUAAAUUUCUAGGGAUGGUGAACUGAAGAAACAACAUUGUGUCAUUGAAAUCAGCUUUUCCCAACCACCAGUGUCUCCUCUCUCUCUCUCUCUCUCUUUCUCUCAGUGUUCACUUAUUAUGUGGCUACUCUGUGCCAAGCACUGUUGCUAAACACAUUAUGUACAAUUCCUCAUUUCAUUGGUACUGAUUUUGACACUCAUCCACUGUCUUUUAUCAUGAUGUGACCAUUUCCUACAAAAUGCCCUAUGUAGCUUCCAACCAAAAUACCACAAAGCACAACUUAAGCAGUCCUGCCUCUUGACCUUCUCCCAGGCUUUGCUCUCGCUCAUCUGUUCCAUCCUUUGCAUUGGCAGAAGACCCAUCUUUCUAAAUGCUUACUCUGUUGGAGCAUGUAAUUUCUUUCCUAGGAAUCACCAUUCUCAGCUGCCUGACUCCAAGAAUCAUUCUCAGUUUUAUCUCCUGAAUGUCCUAGACCUCAGCACCUUAUUCCAGCCUAACACGUCUGGCAACUCAUUGUUCCCAGAGCUAUUCAACAUGCCUUCCACCUCAGGGCUUUACUUGGCCUGUAAUGCCCUCUUCCUCUCUUUCUGCCAAAGUAGCUUAAUGAUUAGGAAUAUAAUUCUGAAGUCCAACCAAGGGCAAAGCCAACUCCUCUGCUGACUUGGUGGAUGACCUUGAACUAAAUUUCUUCCCUUCUCAGAGCCUCCAAUGGACAGUAAAACUAAUAACAACACCUCCCUACCUUAGAGGUUGUUGUAUAAUUAAAUGAGAUAAUAUACAUAAAGUGCAUGGUGCAGUAUCUGGUACACAGAAAAGAUCAAUAACCUGUUGAUGUUGUCAUUGUUGUCAUCGCUAUUAUUAUUUCAGACCUUGGUUUCUCCCCACUCUUUCAUGAAGCCCUCAUCUAACCACUCCAGGUCAAAAUCAUCUCUCUUUUCUUUGAAUUAACUUACUUUUCCUAUCACUGAUUUGAUGGCUAGGAUUUAUUGCCUUAAGCUUUACAUCAUUCCUUUCCGAUUUUAUUUCCCCAUCUCAGGUAAAAACUCCUUGAAGAAAAGAUCCUGCAAUUUGGCUUUUUGUGAGAUGGAAACGAUUACACCUUGCCCUGCAAACUUCCCCCCUUUAAAGGUGAAGGUUUGUUAGGUUAGUUAGCCUGUGAGAAAAUUGUGCAUUCUUAGCAUUCAAAGGCCAGACAUCUGGGGGUACAGAUGGGAGGAAGACUAGGAUAAGAGACUCCAGAUGGGGACAGAAUUAAAAGGAAAAAAAAAAUUAAAUAAGCCUCCGUCUCCUUUUAUCUCCUAGCAGUAGGCAGUAAUUUAAUAAAUAAAGGAGCCCCGUUACCGUUUUCCCUGUCCAUUCUUUCCCAGGCACGGUGACCUAGACAGCAGCAAAAAGCGAGUUAAUAGGGAGGGGUUAGGUAGGAAGCAAAAGUCAAGGAAUGUGGCUACAGCUGAUUACAGGAACUUAGAAAGCGGACCGAACAACAUUGACUCCCAGCACGCCACCUCGAUGUCCACCUUGGGGGAUCCGUCGCUGGAAGGGACCCAUCUCGCCCACCCUUAGGGGUCAAGGUGGGCGAAGGGGGAGGAGAGGGCUGGCGGGGCGGGGCGGGGUUGCUCCGCCCCCGGAGGCUGGGCUGUGACCAGCAGGCGGCUCCGCAGCGCGGCGGGCGCGCUCAUAAAGGGCACAGCCGAGGGUACGUGGAUCGCGGUGCGGAGACUGAGGUUAGAAGGCAGGUGGCGAGAUGAGCCGGGUACCAGCGUUCCUGAGCGCGGCCGAGGUGGAGGAACACCUCCGCAGCUCCAGCCUCCUCAUCCCGCCUCUAGAGACGGCCCUGGCCAACUUCUCCAGCGGUCCCGAAGGAGGGGUCAUGCAGCCCGUGCGCACCGUGGUGCCGGUGACCAAGCACAGGGGCUACCUGGGGGUCAUGCCCGCCUACAGUGCUGCAGAGGAUGCCCUGACCACCAAGUUGGUCACCUUCUACGAGGACCGCAGCAUCACCUCGGUCGUCCCCUCCCACCAGGCUACUGUGCUACUCUUUGAGCCCAGCAAUGGCACCCUGCUGGCGGUCAUGGAUGGAAAUGUCAUAACUGCAAAGAGAACAGCUGCAGUUUCUGCCAUUGCCACCAAGUUUCUGAAACCCCCCAGCAGUGAAGUGCUGUGCAUCCUUGGGGCUGGGGUCCAGGCCUACAGCCAUUAUGAGAUCUUCACAGAGCAGUUCUCCUUUAAGGAGGUGAGGAUAUGGAACCGCACCAAAGAAAAUGCAGAGAAGUUUGCAGACAUAGUGCAAGGAGAGGUACGGGUCUGUUCUUCGGUCCAGGAGGCUGUGGCAGGUGCAGAUGUGAUCAUCACAGUCACCCUGGCGACAGAGCCCAUUUUGUUUGGUGAAUGGGUGAAGCCAGGGGCUCACAUCAAUGCUGUUGGAGCCAGCAGACCUGACUGGAGAGAACUGGAUGAUGAGCUCAUGAAGGAAGCUGUGCUGUACGUGGAUUCCCAGGAGGCUGCCCUGAAGGAGUCUGGAGAUGUCCUGUUGUCAGGGGCCGAGAUCUUUGCUGAGCUGGGAGAAGUGAUUAAGGGAGUGAAGCCAGCCUACUGUGAGAAGACCACGGUGUUCAAGUCUUUGGGAAUGGCAGUGGAAGACACAGUUGCAGCCAAACUGAUCUAUGAUUCCUGGUCAUCUGGCAAAUAAAACAAAGGAACUUGAUGUUGAGAUGGAUGCUUGAGGAAUGUUGCUGCUGGUUCUCAUAAUUUCUAGAGUAAAUGAGGGAGUCCAGUCCCCGGUGAACUCUCCUUUUGUGCUUAUCAUGUUUUACCUUAAAUGCGGAGAUCCUCACUUAUGUUUGUAGUUGGAAAGCAAAGCUAGGUAGCCAUUUCUUCUGUUCUACCAAGUUAUAAUAGCAUUCAUUUCCCUUUAUAUUUCCCUGAAAUAAAGCACUUUCCAAUUGUGCA